AUGAUGCCCUCUCACCACGACGAUGACUGCAGCAGCAGCCUCGGUCCGCCCUCCCCCGCCGCCGCCAUGGAUUUGCCUGACGAGGAGGCUUGUUCUUGGGACACCGACCACGUGGUGGCCUGGAGAGACGCCGACUUGCCCACAACCGUUUUCGUUAGGACCGACCGCUCUGGAGCCUUCCACGCCUACCCUGCUCUCGGCGGGCCGUUUCACAGCCUCCACCAAGUUCAAACCGCCGUCGACCUCCAUGCUCGCGGCACCGCCAGGGCCCAGCUGGAGCGGAGGAGCGCGCUGGACAAACUCUCACGCAAGGAACGCGCUAUCCGCGAGUUCCUCUACUACCCAGAUGGCACGACGAGGGUUCGCACGAUGAGGCUCGUUGCCGACUUGGAGCGCGACAAGGUGCGAAGGCUGGCCGAGGCUUUGCUCGACAAGCACAACGACGCCGAGGGCCAUGCUUACGAGCUCCAAGACGUCGUGCAUUGGCAGUCGAUCUGCGAAGGCAAAGCUAAGUGGUACUACCAUCUCAACAUCACAGUGAGGACUAAACCAGCAGCUGAUCCUGAGACGGGCAGCGGCGAUCUCUUCUUCGCCGAAGUCUCGCGUGUCCCUGGAGAUGUCCUAGGAUACUUCCUCAGCUGCUUCUAUAGGGUUCAACCUGACGGCGAUGAUAACGAAGGCCGUUGCCAUGGUUGUGAAAACAAUGGAAGCGUCGAUAUGAAGCACCCACACGCUGAUUUGUACACCGGCGGUCACCGGAACGUACGUUUCCCGCGUGGAUUUGGUCCUAGCAACGAGAUGCAAUUGCACGGCUCCAAGAGCGAUCCAGCAGAGGAGGCGGACAUGAUAAAAGCCGAGGAGGAUAGGAUAAGAGCUACCUUCGAUUACCUUGACGAUGAGGAGUAUCUGGAAAAUUUACGCUGCAAACGUCGUUCGAUUAGGUAACUUCCAAGCAUCAUAUGACAUCAACAUUCAGGAGGAUGAAGAAUUGACCAUAGAAGACUAGAUAGUCAAGAGUGAAGAGUGAAGAUGUCCCUGCUUAUUAUCAGUUACUAGAUGAUACCCCGCGCGUUGCAGCGGAAACUCGUAGCGCCAAAUGUUAUAUAGCCUAAAAGUAAAAAAAAAACUUUACAAACG
Lolium rigidum is the source of this 1137-nucleotide messenger RNA. RefSeq lists its product as uncharacterized. The record is from RefSeq and is a predicted model, not a curated record. The transcript is spliced from 7 exons. NCBI's taxonomy places the organism in Eukaryota, Viridiplantae, Streptophyta, Magnoliopsida, Poales, Poaceae. Bases 1 to 945 code for a protein of 314 amino acids.